Molecule: messenger RNA, 2052 nt
Organism: Macrobrachium nipponense
Lineage: Eukaryota; Metazoa; Arthropoda; Malacostraca; Decapoda; Palaemonidae
Product: protein phosphatase 1H-like
Exons: 5
Coding region: 1-690 (229 amino acids)
Biological process (GO): protein dephosphorylation
Molecular function (GO): protein serine/threonine phosphatase activity
Source: RefSeq, a predicted model, not a curated record
AUGUGGAGAAGGCAAAAGAGUGAGAGUCGUGUUAUUAGGCACGAUGGAGUCACAAGAGGAUUUGGUGAUCAUGACCUAAAGGCUCAGUAUUCUUCAGUACCCAUAAAACCUUUUCUUACCCCAGAACCAGAGGUCAAAGUAUUUGAUAUAGAAUCUGCAGAUGUCACGGAUGGAGAUGUCUUGGUUUUGGCAACGGAUGGCUUAUGGGACAUCACAACCAAUGAAAAAGCAGGAGAAAUAGUCGUUAGAUCUUUGUCAUUGUUUCCUGUUGAAGAACAGGACAAAUAUAAAUACAGGUACACUGGUGCAGCUCAAGAUUUGGUUAUGAGUGCGCGAGGGAAGCUCAAAGAACGUAAUUGGCGAACUAGCGAUGACAAGCAUGCCACUAUUGAUGACAUAUCAGUCUUUGUUAUUCCCCUAAAGCCUUACAAGGAUGAGUAUCUAGAAUGGAAAUUACACCAGCAAACUAAUUUAGCAUGUAUUAAAAGUUCCUCAGAAAAUCUUACCAAAGAACCUCAGUUAACAGAAGCUGAUGUGAGGGAGACUGAUGUGACCUCUCAUAGUGAUAGCAAUAGUUCUCUCAAGGAAGUGACUCUUAUACCUUCUAGUCAGACAGACGAAAUAAGCACUUGUCGUAAAGAUUCACCAGAUAUUGAGCCUCAUGAAGACUACUUCAAGGAUGAGGCUUAAAUUGUAAGUACAAAAAGAUGUGUCAAACGUGGAGUUUGCAAUGCAUUUGACAUCCAUUUUAGGCAUUUUCUGUUUGAUGCUGGAUAUUGCUUAGUGGACAGUAAUAUUUAGUAUACUUGAAUGUGUACAUGCACUGAGCAAGGCUGUUUUUUCAGUCCCAUGUAUCAAAGUUUCAUUGUUAAUGCACUUGAGGUGGUGCCAUUAUACCUAAUUGUGCAUUUUUGGCAGGAUACGCAAAACACAAUACAGUAGUUUUGUUUAUACUGUAGUAACAAUUGUUACAUAUUUGUUAAUAGGCUCCAUGGCAAAAAUCUGAAAUUGUUUUUUUGUCGACCUCAUUUACCAAAGCAUUGUUAAUAUAUUUAAUAUAUUUAUUCACAACCUCAAAGAAGGUAUCACAGUUCCACACAAGAUGGCUUAAGCUCUGUACAGAUUUAAAUUUCUUUCAAAACAAAUCCUAGCUAUAGAAGGUAAUGAUAGUUUUGAAUGGGAUUUUAAUCUAACUGACAUCAUUACUGCUGCUUCACUAUGCUAUGCAAUACUUAAUAUGUAUCUAAAUAAGAUCUUGAUUGCAGUAUAAACAUUCUAGUACUUGUAAUGUGAUUAACAUUUCUUUUAGUAAAUCUUCAUUGCUAUUCUUCUGUGUGUAACUGUGAUACCACACAAAGAAAGUGUGUGCUCAAAGUUUCCUAUAAGUUCAUAAUAGCCAAUAUUUUAUUGUAAAGCUUAUUCUGAUACUAUAUACCUGAAUUGCAGUUUCCUUUACAUUGUAUAUGAUAGGCCUCACUAUUUAUAGAAAAGAUUAUACAUUCCAGGUGUAUUUAGAAAUGGUACUAAUGAGCAUCAAACUCUUAGGUGGUUACUUGUCUUAAUUUUCCUAAAAUUAUCUUGAAAGUUGAGAGUUUUUAAUAUAUAUUUAUUUUCAGCAUGCUUUGUAUAGUACUGUAUUUUAAAGUGGGCUGUUUGUACAUACAUAGAAAAGGUUCCCUCAACUUGCAGUGUAUUGGAAAUAGCUGUGAGGUAGAUGGCCACUUCUGAGUUAUUUUACUUUUGUUUGCUUUUAUGUUACUGUAAAUGUUUAAGUCAUUGUUCAGUUUAAUUUGAUGGAGAAAGACUAAAGAUAUCGACAAUAGUAGUUUUAUAAAGGACUGCGUAUCAUUCCUUAUGUAAGGAAGUGUAAGUGAUAAUUAAUUAUAUUUAAAUCAAUGAGAAAGGAAGUGUUAGAUGUAAGUAAUGUAAGUUUUUUACGAAAAAAAUAUUAGUCCUGAAAUGUUUUUAGAGUUAACAGUCCAUUCUUUUCAGCAGUGCAUUUUCAUAUGGAGAGACUGACAAACUUGUACUUAAAAAAAAAUGUAAAAAAUC